This is a messenger RNA of Scutellospora calospora, 822 nucleotides long. The record is from the annotation of a GenBank genome assembly. Lineage: Eukaryota; Fungi; Glomeromycota; Glomeromycetes; Diversisporales; Gigasporaceae.
AAUGCCAAAAUACAUGGCGAAUGCUCGAAAGAAAGCUUAAGCGUAUAUGCUGAACUAUUUAACAUUUUGCAACACUUAGAUUUGGGAACUAUAGAACCAGAAAUUCCAAUAGCAUCGGGAGUAAUUGAUCUUACGGGGAAUGAAGACAUAUUUACGAAGCUAUUAUCUUUGGAAACGAAACAAAUUUUAUCAAGGUAUUCAUUUCGUAAUAAUGAAUUUCCCAACCAAAUUGGUGCAAUGUUGGAUGAAUUUGUAAGUUCAUAUAGCGAACUAAGAACUGAUUUCGAUUCAGCUUUAAUGCGACCUAUAAGCUUUCCCCAUGGAGAGAUGUUACUCAAAACUAGACGCAUUCUAAUGACAACUUUUGACUUGUUAGAAGGAUUGCGUCGCAUUUGGAGUUGUAGGCCUUUACUAACAGAAGAAGAUUAUAGCGAGAAUUCUUAUGUAAUUCAUGCGGUAUCCAAAGUACUGGAUCCAUUUUUUACAUAUUUUAAGUGGCCUCUAAAACGAGCAUGGUCUGAACAAAUAAGCAAAUCUUCACAGAGUAGAAAAAAUCAGAUGGGUUCUGUUAAUUUAGGGAAAAAACCCGACCUCCAGGUUUUAUUGAAAUUAGUAGUGGAGAUUUCACGCUUAUUCCCAGAACAAGAUAAAGAAGUUUUAGAUUGGAAGAAGCUGGUUCGUAUUUGUAAGGAUUAUUUCGAUGAACGCUAUAAUAUUUUUUUCAAAAAUAAAGAGGAUACUUCUUCCAGGGCAAGGUUAUUACAUUGUGAAUUAGGAAAAAUUCCUGUCUUAGGAAUCCAGAUAAUAGGAGAACGUAUAUUU